CAAAACUCGCCAGUCCCACAAUUUUAAUUAAUACAUUCUCGUGAUGCCAAAGAUUGUGGUAGGCGAAUUAGCUCAAUCUCACGUGCUCGAACCUAACUUUGCCUUCAAUCUUAGUUUUUUCUGUAUAAAUUUCAGAUUACCCUAAGCCAGUUCUCACAAGAGUAUAGCUUUUGUUUUCGCUUGCAAACACUAGUUUUUGCAUUCUGACGUUUCACCAUGGCACUUGACAACUUCCUCCUCCGAGAGCUCAUAGCAGCAGCUAUUCUCUUCUCCAUCACACGUUAUUUCAUUCGUUUUCUUAUCAGAAAAUCAAAUCAAAAGCUUCCUCCAGGCCCGAAAGGGUGGCCGCUAGUCGGUGCUCUUCCACUCUUGGGAUCCAUGCCCCAUGUCACCUUGGCCAAAUUAGCCAAAAAAUAUGGACCUGUCAUGUACCUGAAAAUGGGAACAUGCAACAUGGUGGUGGCCUCAACCCCAGACACUGCUCGAGCAUUCCUUAAGACACUUGACUUGAAUUUCUCCAAUCGACCUGCUAACGCUGGUGCCACCCACUUAGCUUAUAACUCUCAAGACAUGGUCUUCGCGGACUAUGGCCCAAAGUGGAAAUUGCUUCGUAAACUAAGCAAUCUGCACAUGCUUGGUGGUAAAGCCCUCGAGAAUUGGUCACAAAUCCGGGCUGUUGAGCUAGGCCAUAUGCUUCGAGCUAUGUGUGAAUCUAGCCAAAAGGGUGAGCCAGUGGUUGUGCCAGAAAUGUUAACGUAUGCCAUGGCCAAUAUGAUCGGCCAAGUGAUCCUCAGUCGACGAGUUUUCGAGAAAAAAGGGUCAGAGUCCAACGAAUUCAAAGACAUGGUGGUGGAGCUCAUGACUUCUGCUGGAAUUUUCAAUAUCGGUGACUUUAUACCAUCCAUUGCAUGGAUGGAUUUGCAAGGGAUUGAACGUGAGAUGAAGAAAUUGCAUAAAAGAUGGGAUGUGCUAUUGACAAAGAUGAUGGAAGAUCAUGCGGCAACCGCUCAUGAGCGGAAGGGAAAGCCUGAUUUUCUUGAUGUUAUUAUGGCUAACAGAGAAAACUCUGACAGUGAAAUGCUCACUUUGACCAAUGUGAAGGCACUUCUUUUGAAUCUAUUUACUGCAGGCACAGACACAUCUUCUAGCAUAAUCGAAUGGGCAUUAGCUGAAAUCAUGAAAAAUCCUAAAAUAUUGAAGAAAGCUCAUGAUGAGAUGGAUAAAGUCAUUGGCAGAAACCGAAGGCUCGAAGAAUCCGACAUACCGAAGCUUCCAUACUUUCAAGCCAUAUGCAAAGAAACAUUUCGAAAGCAUCCAUCAACUCCCUUGAACUUACCCCGAGUUUCCACCCAUGCUUGUGAGAUUAAUGGCUACUAUAUCCCCAAAAAUACUAGACUUAGUGUCAACAUUUGGGCAAUUGGUCGUGACCCUGAUGUGUGGGAAAAUCCACUAGAUUUCACCCCUGAAAGAUUUUUGAGUGGCAAAAAUGCCAAAAUCGAUCCACGAGGAAACGACUUUGAGCUAAUUCCGUUUGGUGCUGGAAGAAGAAUCUGUGCUGGAACCAGGAUGGGGAUUGUGCUAGUUGAGUACAUUUUGGGCACAUUGGUGCACUCUUUCGAGUGGAUGCUACCAAAUGGUGGGGAAUUAAACAUGGAUGAGAGCUUUGGGCUAGCAUUGCAAAAGGCUGUACCUCUUUCAGCCAUGGUUCGCCCACGGCUCGCCCCAACCGUAUAUGUUUCCUAAGCUCAACGAGCCUAAUCCAAGCCGCAAACUGUAGCUUGAUGGUCACUUUUUAUAGUUGUUUUGGGUAAGGCAUCUGAAAAUGAAGAUUGAUGUAUUUUAUCAAUUGAUGCUUCGUUUAGUUUCAAAUCUAUCCUUUCUUAUUAUCAAAAAAAAAAAAAAAAAUCUAGCCUUUCCUUGUAAUACAUUGAAUAAUAGUUCUUUCCUUUCUGUCUACAGUAUGGCAUUGAAUAAAUAGACUUUCUAUA
Messenger RNA from Durio zibethinus, 1988 nucleotides. RefSeq names its product flavonoid 3',5'-hydroxylase 2-like. NCBI's taxonomy places the organism in Eukaryota, Viridiplantae, Streptophyta, Magnoliopsida, Malvales, Malvaceae. The record is from RefSeq and is a predicted model, not a curated record. Gene Ontology annotation, molecular function: heme binding; iron ion binding; monooxygenase activity.